AUUAAUUUUAUUAAGUUUUAGAGGAAUUCUCAACAGGAAUGGAGUCUAAAAGACAUUCCUUCAGCUGUUCUACAGAAGUGCAAAGAAUAUUGUCUCAAAAGUGUGAUUCACUGCCAGUCUAUGAAAACGGGAACAAACACUUCCACAAAGACUUUUACGGCUAUUCGUUGCCCAUUGAUAACAAUAACACAAAAAGUGUGAAAUGGAUUCAAGAGUCCGAUUCUAGUGAUGAUAAGAAAGUGUCGUACACUACGAAACAGUUGUUUAUACUAAUACUGUUAGCUUACGGCAACUUCUGGGUGGCCGCCUGUGUCAGCCUCCAGGCGCCCUUCUUUCCCAAAGAGGCCGAAUCCAAAGGCGCGACUCCCACUGAAUAUGGGUUUGUGUUUGGUAUCUAUGAACUCAUGAUUGCCAUCACAUCCCCUCUCUUCGGCAAAAUGAUUGCUUCCGUAUCUCCGGUCCUGUUGUGCGAAAUCGGACUCUUUGUGUGCGGUUUUAGUACUAUUCUGUUCGGAGCCUUAGACAACCUUCCCGUCGGACUUCCUUUUAUAGCCAUGUGUUUUGUGGUUCGUAUAGUUGAGGGCAUAUCUGCCGCUGCAUUCAUGACCGCCUCGUAUGCAAUAAUGGCUAAAGAGUUCUCCGACAGCAUUGCCACCACUUUCUCACUUCUUGGGACGUCCUUUGGUAUGGGACUCAUAUUAGGGCCGACACUCGGCGGCGCUUUCUACCAAUUGGGAGGUUUUUUGGCCCCAUUUGUAAUCUUGGGCUCAUUUCUACUAUUGGGCGGUGUUUUCACAUUCAUAUUAAUGCCACGAACUGUGGAGCCAUCCGUUCAAAAGUCGGGAAACUUCUUUAGUUUCAUAGCAGACGCCGGCGUACUAUUGGAUGCCUUAGCGAUCGCCACAUCUCUCAACUUCAUUGGCUUCAAUGCGGCCACUCUUGAGCCACACCUCCGAAGAUUCGAGUAA
Oppiella nova is the source of this 968-nucleotide messenger RNA. The record is from the annotation of a GenBank genome assembly. Lineage: Eukaryota; Metazoa; Arthropoda; Arachnida; Sarcoptiformes; Oppiidae.